Molecule: messenger RNA, 1953 nt
Organism: Clupea harengus (Atlantic herring)
Lineage: Eukaryota; Metazoa; Chordata; Actinopteri; Clupeiformes; Clupeidae
Gene: max
Product: myc associated factor X
Biological process (GO): positive regulation of transcription by RNA polymerase II
Cellular component (GO): RNA polymerase II transcription regulator complex
Molecular function (GO): DNA-binding transcription factor activity; protein dimerization activity
Source: RefSeq, a predicted model, not a curated record
GUUGAUCUCGCUUCUCUUCUGCAGUGAGACUUGACUGUUCACUUGGAUAAGGUUGCACCUACCUACAUGUUGUUUUUGACUCCUUCUUUCGUUUAGAUUAAGUAUUCCAUCGAAGGAUGAGUGACAACGAUGACAUCGAAGUCGAUAGUGACGAAGAAUCACCGAUAUUUAACAAUGAGGCAGACAAACGUGCACAUCACAAUGCACUGGAGCGCAAGCGUAGGGACCACAUCAAAGACAGCUUUCAUGGCCUGCGCGACUCCGUCCCCGCCCUGCAAGGGGAAAAGGUUGGUAGACCUGACGGGAGAAAAAAAAAAGAGCUCCUAAAGGCAUCUCGAGCUCAAAUACUAGACAAAGCCACAGAGUACAUCCAGUACAUGAGGCGGAAAAACCACACGCACCAGCAGGACAUCGACGACCUCAAGAGGCAGAACGCCUUGUUGGAGCAGCAAGUCCGUGCGCUGGAGAAGGUGAAGGGGCUGCAGGCCAGCUACGCCUCAUCGGACGGCAGCCGCUACACCAAUCCCAAGGGCAGCACCGUGUCGGCGUUCGACGGUGGCUCCGGGUCCAGCUCGGAGUCCGAGCCCGAGGAGCCGCCCAGCCGAAAGAAGCUCCGCGCCGAGGCCAGCUGAAGAACCCUCCUCCAGUGUGUGAGGGGCCCUGUGCUCUCCUCAUCCCCUCCACUCCACUCCCAUCCAUCCAUAAUCCCCCCACCCCCCGAGACUCUCCACUCUGCUUUCUUGCUCAGUCCAUCUUUCAUCUGUCACCUGCGUCACUCUGUAUCCCAGACCUCGGUCCAGAAGAGGGAGCAAAAGCCUGUCGAGCAGGAGGAGGACGAGGAUUUUUUAAUUUCUCUGAAGAACGGAAAUGAGUUUUGUGUAGCCUCCUGUUUUUUUCUCUUUUUUUUUGGUUCUGGUCACCUACUUCUCCCCCUUUCAUUGGCUCUGGCAGUUCUGUUGGGGCACUCCAGCAACGGCGUCUUGGCAACAACAAACAGGACAAUCCAGACUCCCAAAUAAGGCAGCUUCGCUACUUACGGACUUUUUUUUUCUCCUUCAAAAUCUGUCCCCGUUGUCCUCCAAGCGGAGUCCGGAGGAGCAGGGGAGGAGCGUACGUCUCCAAGCACUGCAAUUUAUUUUUUAAACUUUUGUUUACGUUUGUUGUCCUUAAAAAGAACCUGUUAAGAAGCAACACACGCAGCCCACGACGACGUGUCACUAAGGAGCAGUUUACCUUUUGUAGAAACAAAUGCAAACAGAACGUGAUGCUACAUAGGAGCAACUGUUGACGUGUCACCAAACGUACCUCAGGCUUCUCUAAAAAAAAAAAGAAGUGAAAUUCCUUUGUUUGAAAUUGAUGUCAUGGAAAAGAGGAAAAAAAAAUCCCAAAUUUGUGUUAUUAUCCAUGUAGCUUGAUGUAGAGAAUUAAUUUAGGCAGCUUGCUUCAGUUAGACUUCAGGGUUUUGAAAAAAAAAAAAAAAAGAAUUGGAUCAGUACUUUCGAAGUCUCUGAAGAUGUUGUAAAAUUUGUAUUGUUCACGAAUAUUUGGGAACACCGCUGGUAUGCUAGAUGUACUCCUCCCAUGUUAAGAUAAAAGGUAGAAGGUCAAGUCCCAUUUAUUUUUGAGGUAAAAAAAUAGCAGAAUGGUCACUGUUGUUUGUGUUGCUUUGUAUGGUAAACUUUUAAAUGUUGCAGGUUUAAAUUUGAAAGGUUUAAGGAAAACCUCCCCCAUAAAAAGCAUUUCGCCUGUCAAAGAGGUGUGAGUGUGUGCGUGUAUGCAUCUUUUACCAUUUGUGUUUUUUUUUUUUUCAUUUAGGACAUUUAGAGUAUACUAAAUAGGUCGUUUGUCUAAUUCCAUGGAAACUACAGGUAUGUUGUACAUACUGCCAACAACUGUCUUGCAAGUUGAGGCCUACCUUUACUAUGAGACUAAAUAAAACUAUUUUAUCCUUUA